Molecule: messenger RNA, 987 nt
Organism: Melanotaenia boesemani (Boeseman's rainbowfish)
Lineage: Eukaryota; Metazoa; Chordata; Actinopteri; Atheriniformes; Melanotaeniidae
Product: trace amine-associated receptor 13c-like
Exons: 2
Coding region: 1-987 (328 amino acids)
Biological process (GO): G protein-coupled receptor signaling pathway
Cellular component (GO): membrane
Molecular function (GO): trace-amine receptor activity
Source: RefSeq, a predicted model, not a curated record
AUGGAGCUCCAGGACGGUGCUGAACUCUGCUUUCCACAAUUAUUCAACGUCUCCUGCAAGAAGCCGACACUUCACUGGUCUGAAGCUGUGCUCCUGAACAUCUUGCUGGUCUUCAUCUCUCUGAUCACUGUAGUUCUAAACCUGCUCGUCAUCAUCUCAGUCUCCCACUUCAGGCAGCUCCACACACCCACUAACAUCUUCCUCCUCUCGUUGGCUGUCUCAGACUUUCUUGUUGGUCUCCUGUUGAUGCCUUUGGAAAUCUUCAAAAAAAGUGCCUGCUGGAUACUCGGGGAUGUUGUGUGUGUUUUAUAUGGUUAUCUGGUCAGUCACAUGGUCUAUGCCUCAAUCGGCAACAUAGUUCUCAUAUCUGUUGACCGUUACGUGGCCAUUUGUCACCCUCUGCAUUACCCCAUCAAAAUUACUGUGACCAGAGUGAAAUGCUGUGUUUGUCUGUCUUGGCUCUGGUUUGGUUUCUUCACCAUUGUUUGCAUAAAGGAUGAGCUGAUUGAACCAGGCAGGAAUAAUUCCUGUUUUGGAGAGUGUACGCUUUUCAUUAGCUAUGUUGCAAGAGCUGCUGACCUUGUUUUAACCUUUAUAAUUCCAGUUUCUGUAAUUGUAUUUGUGUAUGUUAGGGUUUUUGCUGUGGCUGUGUCUCACGCUGUUGCCAUGCGCUCUCACAUUACAGAUGUCACCUUUCAGCAUUCGGUGAACGUGACAAAGAAAUCUGAGCUGAAAGCAGCCAGGACUCUGGCUGUCCUUGUAUUUGUUUAUUUAAUAUGUUUCUGCCCCUUUUACUGUUAUUCUCUUGUCACUGUUGAUUUAACUGGAUCUGCAUAUGCAUCAUUUCUGUUCUUUCUGUUUUAUUUUAACUCCUGUCUAAAUCCAAUAAUCUAUGCCCUGUUUUAUCACUGGUUCAGAAAAGCUGUUAAACUCAUUGUCACUCUGCAGAUUCUGCAGCCUUGCUCUUGUGAAGUCAACAUAAUGUAA